GGUAUUUAUUGCACAGUCAAGAGCUUCUGGAAGCCACCGAGAUGUUGAGGAUGAGGAGCUUACACGAAUCUUUGUUAUGAUACCAAAAUCCUAUACAGAGGAAGAUCUGCGAGAAAAGUUUAAGAUGUAUGGAGACAUUGGAUAUUGUAGCAUCAUUAAAAACAAGACUACGGGAGAAAGUAAAGGUUUGGGCUACGUGAGGUAUUUAAAACCAUCGCAAGCUGCCCGAGCAAUUGAAGAGUGUGAUCGAAGCUACAGGGCCAUAUUGGCUGAACCUAAAAAUAAGUCAUCUGAGUCUUUUGAACAUGAUUAUUAUAGUAAUAACAUGAGGCAAGAACCAAGAGGAAAUACACUUCCGUUUUGUGCGCAGCCGGAGUUCUGUAGUUUUGAAAAAAAUGAGAGCAGAAUUCAGGAGUCGGUCUCCAAACGUUUGUCUGUGGUAUCACGGCUUCCCCUUAUCCAAGAGCAGCUGUUCGCUCUCUUUGACCUAGUCCCAGGACUGGAAUAUUGUGAUGUUCAGCGAGAUCCUCAUACCAACAGUGGGUAUGCUGUGAUUCAGUACAGUACUGCUGCGUCAGCUAUAUAUGCCAAGUAUAAAUUACACGGUUUUGAGUAUCCUCCUGGAAAUCGAUUAGCUGUCGUUUUCCUAGAAGAUGGAAGUGAAAGCUCAGACCUCAUCAGAAAAAUGGCAACACAGCUAGUAACAGCACAUGUGUCAUCAGCGUUGCAGAAUAACAAUGCAAUUGUUCAGCAGUAUAGGAUGCCUCCUCAGCCACUUGGAGGAACUUCUGGUUCACUGUUACUUCAGCCCCAAACAGAUGCCAUACUUCCACCACACAAAAAAAAAGUUCCACUUGACACUUCUGUGAAGGAAAGGCUUUUCAUACUUUUUCAUCCCCAUCCUUUAUCUGUAAAUGUAUUGGAGGAUGUGUUCUGUCGUUUUGGACACUUGAUAGAAGUUUACCUUGUGGCUGGAAAAAAUGUGGGCUAUGCAAAAUUUGCAGACAGAGGAAGUGCCAGUGAUGCCAUAACUGCAUUACAUGGCAAGAUUGUGAAUGGUGUCAGGCUUAAAGUAAGGUUGGCAGACUCACCUACAGAAGAAUCUAACAAACGGCAGAGAACUUACUGAGCAGAAACUAAAUAAUGACAUGACCCUCAGCUAGCUGACUGACUGAAAACGUGACUACACAUGGUUCCUGGGGACAAUGACAGCUUUUUCUUUUCUUUUUUUUUUUUUUUUUUUUGUUUUGUUUUGUUACUUAGUUGAUAUCUAUGGUAUUUUCUGAUUCUGAAAACGCAGACGUGCAGUUUUGAAAACUAUCUAGACAUUAAAAAACAACUGGUGGUUGUUCUCGUAGUAGUCUGUAAUCUUGUAUUACAGAAAUAUUUCACUUCUAACUUAAUUCCUCCUCAAAGAUGGAAACUGCAAUGGUGGGGGAAAUAAAGGAGUCAGCAUUUUGUGGCUUGACUGGUUAAUUGAUAAUGAUUCAGACUAUAACUGUUAAAAUAGAAGACAUUUCUCAUGAUCCAAAUUGCAUUGAAAACUGAAGUACAGCAGUAAAUUCAAAGAAAAUUAAAUAAUUGUUUCAAAAACUGCUAGCAAACCUGACAGUAUUAAGCUAGAUUUCAGAAAAUAGCUGUAAUCAAGAGAACGAUUCAAGUACAUUCUUAAAUAUUUUGUUGAUCUGGACCAAAAGUAUUCAUUGUGCUUUGUAUGCUUAGUUCUAGACAUUUGACUGUGGGUCAGACUACCAGAGCUGCUUACAUUUAUCCUUUCUUAUCCUGAGGUCUUUUGAUUAUAACUGUGGGGAAAGUAUGGAGUCUAGGGGUGGUUUGUUUGUUUUGAGGGGUUGGGUUUGGGGGUUUUUUUGUCUUUUUUUUUUUUUUUUUUUUUUAAGAAGCUUUCAAUGCAUAUGCUUUUAAGUAAGAAUUGGAAAAUUCAGUGUUCCAGCAGGAUGAAGAAGACUUCAGCAUUGAUGAAGAGUAAAUGAAGAUAGCUCAAAUAAGUAUUUGCACAGGUAGUUUUCAAAUGCCAAGUAUUUUUCUGUGUAUUCCUGAAUGCUACUUGUUGAAUUGAAAAUAUCCUGGUUAUUAAAGUCACUUACACAUAUAAAAUUGAUAAAUUCUAGUUGUAUGCACACUAGAGGAGCAAGCAUGCUCUCGGAUGCAUCCUGCUUCCCAGUGUCUCCAGUCCUGGUACCUUGAUCAUCAGCAUGGGGAGAGACAGUGGAGCAUCCUGUAACUUCCUCUGGCUCUGAGCACCUUCAGGAAGAUUUCCUUCCAAGAAUGCCCUAUCCCACAGGAAAACGGGUGAGAAUGCAGGUCUUACUCCCUCAGUUACUAGGCAUGGGAUAGGGAAGUGUGUUUGAGACUAGAUACAGCCAGUGUAUACGGUUUUAAUGUAAUGGGAGAGUUAUUUAUAUUGAUAAAGGGGAGUUGGGUCACAGGGGAGACAGAGUACAUGACAGCCUGUCUGUAUAGUGGGGUUUAUUUAAGAACCGGCAAGAUUUUGAGCUUUUAUCCUGCCUUAAAAUUUCAUGUACUUAUCUGCUUUUCUCCCCUCCCCACCAGCAGCGUUGGGUUCCUUUCCCAGCAGGAAGAUUGCUGCUGCCAGGAGGGUUGGGCAGAAAGUUGCAUUUGUACUGUGCAGGUGCUCACAGUCACUAGCCUCAGGUCCCACUGGCCGGUGUCCCUGGGCAGCCUUUGGCAUUUGUUUCUGUGCAGCUCCCUGAGCUCCAGGAUCAUCCCCCCCUUUCACGAUCUUCACCUUCUGCUUCUCUAGCCCCUUAUUCUUUCCAAGAACGUUACUUUUUACCAGGAAACCUUCCUUGCAUCCCGCUUUCUGGUGCUCCAAGACCCUGACUUUCCCAAUCUCAGUAGUGAAUGUGCAGAAGCACAGCACUUUAUAAUUAGAAUCAUAGAAUCACUUUGGUUGGAAAAGACCUUUGAGAUCAUCGAGACCAACCUUUAACCUUUAGUGGUUUUAUCUUGUGUCUUUUUAUUAAUUUGAGCUAUGUUUUUACCUACAACAGAUGGCCUCCUUUUCUUGUUUUCUUUUUUUUAAAGAGAAGGAGGAAAUGAGAAGGUAUUGGGAAAUACCUCAUUAUAAGUAGCUGAAAGCUGCGGGUGAAACUGUCUUUAAUUUUCUCCACUCUUUUCCGACAGCAAAAGACAAGCAAGACAUACAGCCAUGUUCAACUACUUUUUCUUUAUUUCAUGCUUUUUUAAUAAAAAGUAAUAUUGAUAAAAAUAUUUUUGCAUUAGAGAGGGUAUAUGAGAACAAGUGCUGUCAUUGCAGUGGGUUCAAAAGUUUAAAGUGACAGAAACUAUGUACUAUGUAUUUAAAAAUCACAAAGCAGCAUUAUUUCUUAGGUUAAAAGAAUAUUAGAAUUUGAAUGCUCAAAUGCUAGGAAGUUGCAGAAUAAAGGUUGCCUAAGAAACCUCCUUUUGCUUCUCUCCGUUCCCCUAGCACGUGUUAUGAUGCAGUCUUGAUGACUCACCAGCAGCUUUUUCCCCCAAGAGCAGUUGUUUCAUUCAGCACAAAGAAUGAAAUUGAACCAGGGCUGCAUGGUUAAAGCAGGCUGUAAAAUUCCUGCUUAAUUUAUUGUAGACGUUGGAAAUCGCAUAGUGAACAAAACAGGUCUAUGGUUGAGGCUGGAGAAUGGGAUCCUAUCUCUGACUCUGGCUCGGAGAUUGAUUGUGAGGGUGGUUGCCAGUUCUCUGGGGUUCCUCUAGAAAAGGCCUGUUUGGAUUUUUUUGUUUUGGUGUCGCUCCCCUCCCCCACCUUGUCCUCACCAUAAAAUUUGAGUAGAAUUUGGGGCUUUCAUUUAUUUGCUCAGGGGAAAUAAUUCUGACCAGGUUGCCAUUGAUCCAACAACUCCAGAACUGCCAGGCAGCACCUUUGCAGUCUUAACUAUACCGUGCCUUUGUGCAAUGAGUCCAAUAUUUUUAGAAAGCAUCAAAUCCUACUGUGCAAAUGUGACAGAGACACCAUGCCCGUAUAGCAGGUCUGACACGUGCUGCUGAAUGAGCGUGAUGCGCUGUACCUGCAUGUUAGGAGUGAGCUAAAACAGCCUACAAGUGGUGACAUGCUGUGCUGGUGCAAGCAUCUUUUCAGUUCAUGUGCAGAUCUUUACUGUCUUUUAUUUGUCUUUAUUCAAGAGAGUGCUUUAAAGUAUAGGAUAAUGGUGGGUGAGUUAUUUAGGUGCCAGGUGAAAUGCUGAGGAUCUCUGUGUAGU
This is a messenger RNA of Egretta garzetta (little egret), 4238 nucleotides long. RefSeq names its product RNA binding motif protein 45 (gene RBM45). The record is from RefSeq and is a predicted model, not a curated record. Gene Ontology annotation, cellular component: ribonucleoprotein complex. The coding region runs from base 77 to 1129 and encodes 350 amino acids. Gene Ontology annotation, molecular function: RNA binding. The transcript is spliced from 9 exons. NCBI's taxonomy places the organism in Eukaryota, Metazoa, Chordata, Aves, Pelecaniformes, Ardeidae.